Closterium sp. NIES-65 is the source of this 726-nucleotide messenger RNA. NCBI's taxonomy places the organism in Eukaryota, Viridiplantae, Streptophyta, Zygnematophyceae, Desmidiales, Closteriaceae. The record is from the annotation of a GenBank genome assembly.
AUGAGAUUCGGCAACCGAGUAAUUCUGGAUGACGUGUCACUCCACGUUAACCCGCAAGAAAUCGUGGGUCUGCUGGGUCCCAACGGCGCGGGCAAGAGCACCACCUUCAGCAUCGCGGUCGGCCGCGAGACCCCGACAGCUGGCGCCGUGCGAUUGGGCGGCGCUGACGUCACGGGGCUGCCGCUCGAGCGGCGGGCGCGGAUGGGCGUGGCGUUUCUGGCGCAGGAGGCGAGCAUCUUUCGCGGGCUCAGCGUGGCGGAUAACAUACGGCUCGUGCUGGAGGAGGGACCGCUACCAUAUCACCUGCAUGACGCCCGGAUAGAGGAGCUGCUACGCAAGUUUGACCUGGUCCACGUGGCACACACAAUGGGCCGCCACCUGUCCGGUGGGGAGAGGCGAAGAGCGGAGGUUGCUCGAGCCCUGGCAGUAAAGGACAGCGAUUGCAACCCGCCACGGCUGCUAAUGGUCGAUGAGCCGUUUGCAGGUGUGGACCCCAUAGGCGUGCAGCUGAUGCAGAGCAUGCUGUGUGCGCUGAGGGAGCAGGACGCCAUGGCCAUUCUCAUCACGGAUCACAAUGUGGCGGAGACACUGGGGGUGUGUGACCGCGCGUAUGUGAUGCAUGAGGGGAGGGUGGUGGCGUGUGGCACGCCGGAGCAAGUGUUGGAGGACCCACUGGUGCAGAGGUUCUAUCUGGGGUCGGCAUUUGCUCGACAGGCAGUAUUGUGA